This is a messenger RNA of Dromiciops gliroides (monito del monte), 6669 nucleotides long. It is a transcript of the gene SRSF11, whose product is annotated as serine and arginine rich splicing factor 11. Gene Ontology annotation, cellular component: nucleoplasm. NCBI's taxonomy places the organism in Eukaryota, Metazoa, Chordata, Mammalia, Microbiotheria, Microbiotheriidae. Gene Ontology annotation, molecular function: RNA binding. Gene Ontology annotation, biological process: RNA splicing. The transcript has 11 exons. Bases 3692 to 4573 code for a protein of 293 amino acids. The record is from RefSeq and is a predicted model, not a curated record.
GCCUAUGUGGCCAUCCUCUUGAUGACCGUCUACCUCAGUCUAGUUUUGUAGAGUGAGUAAUAGUAGCAUGUUAAAAAUCUAAGCAAUUAACAUUUUGAGACCCUUGGUAUACUGUGGUCCGUAGUUUUUAUUUACAUUAUGGCCAAUUUUUAGUCACUCUUAAUUCUGAAAAUGAGAAUCAGUUUCAACUUUUCUAGUUUAGCUCUUUUUAAUAACUUGUCCUUCAUUCCAAUUCCUAAAAGACACUUAGUAAGCGAUUAUCUUAAUUGGUGUUGAGUUCAACCCCGCCUCUCCCUCCCUUUAAAAAACCCUUAAAAAUCAAUAGUCUGAUAGACGCACCUUCAUGUAGAUGCCUUUAAAUAAAUGCAUGACUUGGAAUUCCACUUUAAUAACAAAUGAGAACAGUAGUCCUUAUUUCCUUUCACUGAUAUUUCCAAUUAAAUUUGCCAAAUUGUAGAUUCCAGUAUACCAAGGGUUGAAUGAUUGUGGUUUGUGUGAAAAGCCAAAAAUUCCUUUAGGUUAGGUGCCAGAGGGGCACUGGGCAUUUUAUUUUAUUCCAAGUUUUCUUGUUCAGCCUUGCUAUACUUUAUAGAAUUUCACUAAAUAAUAAACUCUUCUCUCUGUUAUUUGUGUGUGUGAUUUUUGUAGUGGAGAAGGCAAAUGCAAAGCCCUUCCAGAUGACUGAAAAACAGUGGGUCCUCUGCUGCUACAGGGGAUUCUAGACAAUAACUAAAGGCCAGCAAGCCCCGCUCAAGCCCCCCAGGUGUUUUCCUGGUGUCACCAAAUGUUAACCACAUUUUCUCUCUUUUUACAUUUUAGGCUGUUAAAGUAAUUGGACAGACAAAAGCAGGGUGGGGUGGAUCUUAACAGUGGGACGAGACAGCACUUUUACGGCCACUUUAUGAAACUUUGAAAAGGCAUAUUUUAGUCCAAAUGUUACCUUUACUUGGUUUAUUUCUCUAUAAACGUAGCACGUGGUUAAGAAAAAUCAGUGAAAUAUAGAAUUACAGGAAUUAGCUAAAUAUGUAUAAUCGCUGCUUUUAUUGACCACGCAUUUUAAAUUCUGCCAUUUUUUUUUUCUUUCAUGAACUGGUCAGGGCAACUAUCUUUUCGAUAACUGUCAUAUUUGUAAAAGGAAGAUACCUUAUAUCUCUCAGUAUCGACCUGAAAAUUUGUACCAUGCCUGCUAAUUGGGUAUCAAGGUAUCUAGUCCAGGAAACUUGAAAAGAUCGAUUUUGUUUUCCUAAAGAAAUCACCUUCAUUUUCCACCCCUGGCAAAGGCAUGCUAUGAUGGUAUAUCUGUCUCAGUACUAAAGAGUAAGAGCCUGGCUGUGAACAAUCUUCCCUGGGGUAGCGUGUGUUGGUUAAGCCAUUUCCUUUUUGUCAUUGUGCUUGUUUAGAGAAGAAGCCUGGCACCCAAAGAAAUCCAGGACGUGAGCCUGAUUGAUGGGUCUUGGUGCGGGUCUCUUUGGGGCAAAUGCCCAUAAAAUAAUUUGUAAGGACAUUUUAGUGAGGCUUUUCUAGAAAAAAGAAUCUUUUGUUGGCUAAGCCUUCUAUCAAAGUUUUUCUAAACUUUGAUAAAUAAAAUAGAGCGUACUGUAAGAGAGCAGCUUUUCAUGUACAAUUUAAAAGGGAACAUUGUCACUUUUUUAGAUGAGUUUUUGAAAGUGAAUUUUUCAGUCUAUUGGAUUAUGGAUGUUUUUCAUUUCAAAAACCUAUUCUUGGUGUAUUUCUCUUUAUGACGUGCGGUAUUAAUGUUGCCUGGCCCCAGGUGUCUCACUGCACAAAUACUCAUUCCCUCUCUCACAGUUCCACUCCAUUUUUAGCUCUUACCCUUUGGUGUUGGCUCUUGCUCAGUAGUGUUAGAAUUGUACACAGAGUCUGUGGGAAAGCCUAGCCUUAAUUUGAUAACAUUGUGAUAGAGUCAGAUUUGGAAGGAACUCUUUAAUAUUAAUGGAUUUGGGGAUUAUUUAGGUUCCUUGGUUAAUGUUUGUUUCUUUUGUCUGUUUCUUUUUCUUUCAUUUCUACACAUUCAUGCAGUAUUUCAUGGUUCUAUCAAAGCAGCAGUUAAAAAAAAACUCUUGACGCAUGAAAAUUAACUGGUGAGGGGCCUCAUUGCUAUUUUCAAAUUGUAGUUUUAUUUUUAAAUAGUUUUUUUUUUAAAUCAGAGGAUCGGAUGCAUGAUUUUUUUAAUGGAUGCAGAUCUUCUAUUAGGUGUCUCACAAUAAGUUAAAGAGGAUUUAUAUUUAGAUUGCCAGAAAUGUUGCAAUUGCACUAAUUUGAGAUAGAGAUGUUGAUAUUUUAUAUAUCCUCUUUCUGAGACAUAAUUUUGCAUGCAAAAUUAUCCCUUAAUCUCUGUAGGUAUGUUAAUAUAUUGAUGCAUUAAUUAGUGCCCAAUAUCCAAAUGAUCUUCUCCCCCCUUUCCCUCCAUAACUCUUGGUAUCUAAAUUGAUGACAGCUCUGACACAAGCCAGAUAACAGUGCUGUGUAUUAUACAUUUGUUUAUAUUAUCGGCACUCUCAGUAUAGGUGGAAGGAACCAUUACCUUUAUUUAACAGUGGUUUUUCUUUUUUGUUGUUGUGUUUUACAGUUCUUUUCCCUGGUUCAGCCUGAACUAUAUACCAGGCCCUGCUGAAAAUACCACCCAACAGUUUUCUUCUGCAGCUUAUCCAGUUUCUCUUAAGUGCCCUGUACAUAUUGUAUGUUUUAUGAUGAGAUGCAGUUUCUUAAUAUGUAUUACAGAAAUACUACUGGUAUUUGCAAAUAUGUAGUUAAAUUGUAUUAUUGAACUCUCAUUUUGGGGGCUUGGGCACAUUAACAGAUUAAUCCAUCUAUCUGUAUAGGGCUUUUGCUGUUGGAUAGGAUUAAAAUUGUCUACAUGAGUAUGUGUCUUAUCAUAGGACCCUUAUUAAUAUUUAUGCUGAAUACAUAGACUAGGCAUUUAAAAUGGACAAUACUUGUCUUUUGUGGCUUCAAGAGUUUGGGCCAAAGUUUGCUUUUUAACUGGCAAGAUGUAGCCGCAUUUUUUGGUACAGUUAGCAUGGCACGUAGUGGAACAGAAAGCAUUUUACUACGCAGGUAAGGAAUGUGCCAAAAUAUGUACCCUUCACGCACCCAGGGAAUAUUCCGUGAUCUUCAGAGACAUUCUUAAUCACUUUGAGUCAGCAAAAGCCCUACGCUUGAUUCAACAGAAAAUUUCCUUACAUACCUUUCUUCUCUUUAAUUUUGACAAAAUUUGUAUGGUAGGUGUAAAAAAAUCAUAGUGAACUGUACCAUAUUAUUAACCCCUAAAUCAAACUUUUUUUGUCUUGUGUAUCUUGAUUUUUCUGUGUGCUUUAUAGUGAAGCAGCCGACACGAGUCGUUGUUCAUAAAACAGCUUUUGAAAGUUGAGAGCACACCCCUGGAGAACCGACUGUGCUUGCUUACGUUUGGUUCAUGACUUAAAAAUCGAGUACAGGAGUUAUUCCUGAUGAGACUAAGGCUCUGUCUCUGUUGGCACCAGCUAAUGCAGUGGCAGGUCUUCUGCCUGGUGGUGGGCUUCUGCCUACUCCAAACCCCCUUACCCAGAUUGGUGCUGUUCCUCUGGCUGCUUUGGGGGCCCCUGCUCUGGACCCUGCCCUUGCUGCUCUCGGGCUUCCUGGAGCAAACUUGAACUCUCAGUCUCUUGCAGCAGAUCAAUUAUUGAAGCUGAUGAGUACUGUGGAUCCUAAGUUGAACCAUGUAGCUGCAGGCCUCGUUUCACCAAGUCUAAAAUCGGAUACCUCUAGUAAAGAAAUAGAGGAGGCAAUGAAAAGAGUCAGAGAAGCACAGUCACUGAUUUCUGCUGCAAUAGAGCCAGAUAAGAAAGAAGAAAAACGGAGGCAUUCAAGAUCAAGGUCACGUUCGAGGAGGAGAAGGACUCCUUCAUCUUCCAGGCAUAGACGAUCAAGAAGCAGAUCCAGAAGGAGAUCCCAUUCUAAGUCAAGAAGUAGGCGGCGCUCCAAAAGUCCCAGGCGGAGAAGAUCACAUUCUAGAGAGCGGGGCCGAAGAUCAAGGAGCACCUCCAAAACCCGAGACAAAAAGAAAGAAGAAAAAGAAAAGAAGCGUUCUAAAACGCCACCCAAAAGCUACAGCACCGCUCGGCGGUCACGGAGCACCAGCCGGGAGAGGCGGCGCAGAAGGAGCCGGAGUGGAACAAGGUCACCUAAAAAGCCCCGCUCUCCCAAGAGGAAACUUUCUCGGUCUCCCUCACCUAGGAGACAUAAAAAAGAGAAGAAGAAAGAUAAGGACAAAGAGAGGCGAGAUGAACGAGAGCGGUCGACCAGCAAGAAGAAGAAAAGCAAAGAGAAGGAAAAAGAACGGGAAAGAAAAUCGGAGAGCGAUAAAGACGUCAAACAGGUGACAAGAGACUACGAUGAAGAAGAACAAGGCUACGACAGCGAGAAAGAGAAGAAGGAAGAGAAGAAAGCCCCGGAAGUGGGCUCCCCCAAGGUGAAGGAGGCAUCUGUGGAGAAGGGCAGCGGGGAUUCCCUGAGAGAGUCCAAAGUGAAUGGGGACGACCACCACGAGGAGGACAUGGACAUGAGUGACUGAGGGGGCCGCGCCCUGCGGCUCAGCCGGCUGUGCACAUGCCUCAGUGGCAUUCCUUGUCCUGUUUGUUACCCCAAACCUAGAUGUAUCUAGCUCUGAGCUGUAAAUGGUUGUCCAUGGGACUGCGUAGCCAAGCAGCCCCACUGUGCUGAGGCUGCUGGUGGGCACAAGAGUGACCAGCUGCAUGCAUCUCCAGCAGGCAUGGAUUGUGGAUGUUGUAUGAUCUCCUCCUUUAUUAAAAUAAGCUCACGUAGACGAUUUCUAGAGUUUGAUUCCUUCAGUACUAGAGCCGUAUAGGGAAUGCACUGAUUGCAUGUUAAUUGUGGCAGGAGUACCCUCAAUGUUUCUUCAAGUCUACAUCAUAGAAUGGAGUCUGCUUAGGGCCUUCAGUGGGUCAACAUGACAAAAUUAACAUUCAUCGUUAACAUCGAAUUUCCUCAGAGCCUCAUGGCCGAUUUUUUUUCUGUGCGUUUGGUUUGGCUUUCAAAGGUUAAAAAUGCACUAGACUUUUUUUUUUUUUUAAGUUUCUCUCCCCCCCCCCCCCCGGGGGAAAAAAAAUCUUGGGUGGCAAAUAGCAUAUUUUGAAAUUGAGUUUUACAUUUUUCCAUAACAUCUACAUUGGGAGUUGAAAUUUCUUGUAAUAAUUUAUCAGUGCCCAUCUUUGAAACUUAACUUGUAUUGAUUUUCAUUCAUACUGUUGUACAGUUUUUGUUUUUCUUUUGGUUCUUAACUGUUUUGAACUCAAUGUUGGGGGGUGGGGAGGUAGUGCAUUUUUAAUUGAAAUUUGUAUGCUUUUAAAACAAGUCUCCUUGAUAAUGUCCUUUUUAUUUGAUCUCUCGAGUUGUAUAAACUAAUAAAUUUGUGUUAACUGUCCCUGCAGUAGUCAUCUCACGCACACAGCGACUCCAGGUUAUAUGCAUAGUCAGGCAAGCUGUUUUCUUAGUUACCCAGUUCGAGCUUUUGCUUUUGUGCAGAUAAACAGUCUGUGCCAUGUUGAUGUACAGUUUCUGAAAUUGUUUUACAGACUUUGAUAAUAAAACCCUGAAACUGAAGCUCGUGUUCCUGUAAAACUGUACUUGUAUUUAGUGAAACUUUUGAAUGUAUGGAAUUUACCUCAGUCAUCUAAGGAAUUUGAUUCUUUCUUCCAUGUAUUUAAGGAAGGUACCAGAUCACCAUGUUCAUCCCUGUCAUGCAUCGGGAAAUUCAGAUAAUUUUACAUGAGAAUUUUCUUUCUUUUGGCUCAUUUUUUUUCCUUUUGGGAGGUGGGAAGGUGUUGAGCUUGAAUGAACUGUAGUAUUUUUCUCCAUUUAGGAUAAAUCCCAUCUGUGUCAAGUACAUUUUCUAUUUUCAAUGGAAUCUAAACACUUGCCUUUUCCAGAAUGGUAUUAAAUGAUCAGUGUCAAGGGUUUAUGCCACUGAAGAAUUGUACUCUAAAUAUAUUUAUUAUUGAGUGGUUCCAUGCAUUUUGUUAAGGUGGGUGGCAGGGAAAUAAGACUUGGUUCUUUUAGAUUUUAACCAAGUCUCAAUCUAAAAUUGUUUUUAACUGCCUUUUUGUCACAGGCAUUUUACAGUUUGCCAUAUACGAAAGCAGCAUCAUUUUUAAGAGUUUAUAGAAUGUAACUUUUAUAAAAAAAAAAAAAGGAAUUUUGCCUAUAUAGUAUAUAUUAAGUUAGUAAGUUGGUAAAUUAAGGGUCCUGAGUAAUCACUGCUUUUGAAAAUAGAUCAAACUGUUUGGGAGAUAUUUAUUUGGCUUUCUAAGGUGAAGACUUUCAGUCUUAUUCUUGGGGGGGGGGGGGAGAAGGUCCAUCCAGAAACACUUACCACAUCCAGUGAAAGAAAGAAAAAUGGAGCCAUCAGCUCCUUGGCUUCAAACCCUGGCCUAUGGUUUUGCCGUGUGCAGCAGCAACAAAGAGGGAUCUCUCUAGUGAGCUGGUUAUCAGGACACAGUGGGGGCUGCAAUGGGACUCAAACUUGCUGGCAUUGUAAAUACUGGUUCAGAUAGCCAGGUGAAAUCAAGUUAAAAUGCCUCCACACUGAGUUCUGUAUUUGGUAGUGAAAAGAAAACAGAUUUAAAUAAUAAACUGGCUUUAUUAGAAAAA